Oryctolagus cuniculus (rabbit) is the source of this 2672-nucleotide messenger RNA. RefSeq names its product purinergic receptor P2X 1 (gene P2RX1). Gene Ontology annotation, molecular function: extracellularly ATP-gated monoatomic cation channel activity; purinergic nucleotide receptor activity; ATP binding. The record is from RefSeq and is a predicted model, not a curated record. Gene Ontology annotation, cellular component: plasma membrane. Gene Ontology annotation, biological process: response to ATP; calcium ion transmembrane transport. NCBI's taxonomy places the organism in Eukaryota, Metazoa, Chordata, Mammalia, Lagomorpha, Leporidae.
GCAGGGGUGUGGGGGGGGUGCCUGAUGGCUUUAUCUCUGCCUCUGUGACCAGUGGUCAGUGGUUUCCUGCCAACAGCUCCUGUUUCCGGAGGCCCAGCAGGGCCCAGGCGGAGCCAGGAGGGGCAGUGGGGCUGGGCCUGGGUGGCCCCACCGGCCCCGCCCCCGUCUAUCUUUGGGAAUUUAUUUGUCCACGGCCACGGCUUGUCCGCAGUCCACUGCUUGCUGGGGACCGAGAGCCGCUCUGACCACCCGAGGAUUCUCCCUCCCAACCCAAACGCCGCCCACUGACCUCUGACUCCUGACCUCUGGCCCCAGAGCCCUGGCCCCACUGGUCCUGCCCCGUGCUUCCUAGGGGUCUGGGGAGCCCCCAGAAGCUGUAGGCGUGGCCGGGAGUGAGCCCGCCUGGCCCACCAUGGCACGGCGGCUCCAGGACGAGCUGGCCGCCUUCUUCUUCGAGUAUGACACCCCCCGCAUGGUGCUCGUGCGCAACAAAAAGGUGGGCGUCGUCUUCCGCCUCAUCCAGCUCCUGGUCCUGGCCUACGUCGUGGGGUGGGUGUUUGUCUACGAGAAAGGCUACCAGACUUCGAGCGGCCUCAUCAGCAGCGUGUCUGUGAAGCUCAAGGGCCUGGCUGUGACCCAGCUUGGGGACGUCGGAGCCCAGGUCUGGGACGUGGCCGACUACGUCUUCCCGGCCCAGGGGGACAGCUCCUUCGUGGUCAUGACCAAUUUCAUCGUCACGCUCCGGCAGACUCAGCGGCACUGUGCAGAGCACCCAGAAGGGGGCACGUGCAGGGAUGACAGCGGCUGCACCCCCGGCAAGGCAGAGAGGAAGGCCCAAGGCAUCCGCUCAGGCAAGUGUGUGGCCUUCAACGACAGCGUGCGGACGUGUGAGAUCUUCGGCUGGUGCCCCGUGGAGGUGGACGACCAUGUCCCCAGCCCUGCCCUUCUCCGAGAGGCUGAGAACUUCACUCUCUUCAUCAAGAACAGCAUCAGCUUUCCACGCUUCAAGGUCAACAGGCGCAACCUAGUGGAGGAGGUGAAUGCCAGCUACAUGAGGACCUGCCUGUACCACAAGACUGCGCACCCUCUGUGCCCUGUCUUCCAGCUCGGUUACGUGGUGCAGGAGUCAGGCCAGAACUUCAGCAGCCUGGCUGAGAAGGGUGGAGCAGUUGGCAUCACCAUCGACUGGAACUGUGACCUGGACUGGCAUGUGCGGCACUGCAAACCUAUCUACGCCUUCCAUGGGUUGUAUGCGGAGAAAAAUCUGUCCCCUGGCUUCAACUUCAGGUUUGCCAGGCACUUCGUGGAGAACGGGACCAACUACCGUCACCUCUUCAAGGUGUUCGGGAUUCGCUUUGACAUCCUGGUGAAUGGCAAGGCCGGGAAGUUUGACAUCAUCCCCACCAUGACCACCAUCGGCUCUGGGAUUGGCAUCUUCGGGGUGGCCACGGUCCUCUGUGACCUGCUGCUGCUCCACAUCCUGCCCAAAAGGCACUACUACAAGCAGAAGAAGUUCAAGUACGCAGAGGACAUGGGCCCAGGGGCGGGUGAGCGGGACCCCGCGGCCACCAGCUCCACCCUGGUCUUGCAGGAGAACAUGAAGACGUCCUGACCCUCCAGAGAGACGCAGCGCGAGGCUUCAGGCUGGAGCCCUGGUGGGUCCCAGGGAGCCUCCUGCCUUCUGAGCCCACAGGGGCGCUGGUUUCCCAGCAGCUCAGGGUGGACCCUAGGAGUCACCCGUGCGGUGUGGGGUGUCUCCAACUCCACACCCCCAAAGGGAGCUCUGUGCCAUUUUAGCCACUCCUUGGCCGAGAUGGCUGGGGCUGGGCAGGGCCCCUCUCACUCACCCGUACCCCAAGCUUUUGUGUUCCCCUCUUGGAGCCUUCAUUGUCCACCCCACUGCCUCAGUUUCUCUGGAUCUGUGACCUCACAUGGAAGCCGCAAGCCACAGUUGACUUGUUUAAAUUAGAAUAGAAUAAAGUCAGAAUUCACUUGCUCAAUCAGACUGGACACGGUAGACACACGUGGCUAGCAGCCGCCAGACCGGACCACACAGACAGCUCCAGUGGACAGCUCUGCUGGAGCCCAUUCCUAUCGUCCUUCGAGUCCCCAUGGAAGCUUAUCAACAACACCUCCUGAUCUGGAAGCUCCAGGGCCAGCCACAUGAACUGCCUGCUAACAGACUCCCCGGGCCAUUCGGGGCUGAAGCGCUCUCCUAGGACUUUCUGCCUCCCAGCUCCUGGGCGGGUGUCACAAUCAGCCCUGGGCAGGUGAGGGCUUUCAGCAGGGUCCCGUACGCCCUCAGCACGUGUGUGGCGUGCUCACGUGUCACACGGGGUCUCAUGCACACUCUCCCACGUGCACACGGCUCUCCAUCCACUCGGUGGAUCUGCACAGCAUCGAUCCUGCCAGCAACAAGCACCUCCCAGCACAGACUCACGGACGCUGCUGUGGCAGCUCUAUGGGGAAUGCGUUCUCCCAGUGUGCCAGGCCAGGACGGCUCAUGGAGCCACGAAUCCUUCCUCAGCCACCUCGGGUUGGGGUGGGAGCCUCCACUGAACUCUGGGCUCCCUGCCUGUGGCUCAGCCCCAGCUCUCAAGGCCUGCCUGGCUCCGUUAGAACACAAGGGCUGCGGACAGCGAGGGGCGGAGUACAAUAAAGGGACAAACUUC